Colletotrichum karsti is the source of this 2706-nucleotide messenger RNA. RefSeq names its product response regulator. Gene Ontology annotation, biological process: osmosensory signaling via phosphorelay pathway. The record is from RefSeq and is a predicted model, not a curated record. The transcript has 2 exons. Gene Ontology annotation, molecular function: protein kinase activator activity; phosphorelay response regulator activity. The coding region runs from base 1 to 2706 and encodes 901 amino acids. Gene Ontology annotation, cellular component: Mcs4 RR-MAPKKK complex. Lineage: Eukaryota; Fungi; Ascomycota; Sordariomycetes; Glomerellales; Glomerellaceae.
AUGGGUGCAGCCGGCGACAUCAGAGCUCGUCUGCGAGCAAAAUUCUCCCGACGAAAUUCGGCUGCCCCUUCACUGACGUCCACCAACGGCACCAACGGCGAUGCACACAGCUCGCUCACGCGGCAAUCCUCGGCCGCGGGAACCGCCUCGAGCUCUCAGAACCAACACCAAGACCUCCACCAGCCCCAGCCACAGCCACACCUAUCCGUACUUGGACAGCCCCAGCAGUCCCGGUCCUUGCCACACACGCCAUGCCCCGGUAGCCCUGAACCUGGCGCUGAACACCCGCUAUCCGUACAGCUGCGGCAGAGACUGACAGCAGCUGGAAGCCCCCAUGAUCGAGAAGACGAUGCCCAACCGGACGGCGGCGACCUUGACCUUGACCAUCCUUCACGACUCACGUCGCUGCUUCAACCUCGGCCAAAACACCAACAUGACGACCAGAGCAGCAAUGCUGACCACGCCAGUGCGCUUCACAGCAGCACAACGUUGCUGACCAUUGGUUCCACCGAGAACGGGGAUGAACAACGGCCCAGAGACACUACUACUGAAGACCUCCAGCUGGAAGAAGACGACAUGGACCACAAGCCACACCCCAACGCCGACGCCGACUUGGCGCCGCCUCCCGCGCCUGACCGACGUCUGGCGAGCCAUGUUGAACCGAUAGGAAACGAUCUGCGCUCACCUACAACUUCUACUUCAACUGCGACCGCAACUAGCAGCAACCUCCCAAGCAUCAACGAAGACCAGACCCUGCCCGCUCAACUCUCGUCGUCGCAAUCGGCCGCUCCCGACGACAAAAAGCAGCACCUGCAGCACCCCCAAACAACCCUGCCGCUGCAGCCGCCGCCUAAAACUGGCGCCGCUCCUGUUGUUGUCGUCGAAUCCGACCUUGCCCUUCACCACAACAUCGACCAUCUCGACCCCCUCAGCUAUGCCAUAGGCACCCCGACGCCUCUUGCAACUACCAUUCCGCUGACUUCGCCCACCUCGCCUCGCCCAGACGCUCCUUUCCGCCGACAGAGCCUCCUCCCCAACCGCCAAACGACACUAAUCCGCACCCUGCUCGACGCUGCGCAUUCGAACCACGAAGUCGACCCGUCCAUCGCCGAAUCGCUGCUUCCCAUCAACGGAAACAUGGUGACCCGAAAAGUCUGGGUUAGGCGUCCCGGCGCCUCUCCCACUCUCAUCACCAUCAACGAAGAUGACCUGGUCGACGACGUGCGCGACAUGAUUCUGAGAAAAUAUGCCAACUCCCUCGGCAGGCAUUUUGACUCUCCUGACCUCACGUUGCGCAUUUGCCCGCGGGAGCAAAGGCAGGAUCGCCUCCUUGGCCCGGAAGAGCCAAUGGGUCGGACCCUUGACGCAUACUUCCCUGGCGGACAGACUGUCGACGAAGCCCUGGUCAUCGACAUACCGACUCGCCGUACACCGAGACCAUCUCCUCGCGUCCCGACGCAUGCCACCGCCGUCUACUACCCCGACGAAGUCAGACCCUCCGAGGCCGGGGAAGGUUACUUUCCUCCCGUCGCCGUCGGAGCUCUGCCCUCCCCAAACCUGCCUGUGCCCGUCGUGGCUCCCGUCACCGCUGUCCCGGCGCACACGGCUCACCCCGCCCAUCCCGUUCACGCACAUGCCCCCCAUGCACACUCCAUUGCCGUACUGGGCACCGGCCAAAUACCGCCGAUACCCUCGCCGGGAGGCACGCGUUCCAGGGCGUACAGAGAACGACCCGAACGUCCGCGAUUGGGAAGAACACACACGUCUUCCCCCACCAUACUCAACACCGCCAAUGCUCAGUCCAUGGCUGCCGCCGCUGCCGCCGCUACCGGCAAUCACCCCUCACACUCAUUUCAUCCGAGACUGCCACCUUCUAGAACGCAUUCAAAUGCAUCAGAACAGUCGGCGGCAGCCCCGGUUCCGCCGCCGCUCCCAACGCCUCCCGCCCCCGAAGUGCAGCAAGUUCAGCAGAGGGUGGCGACCCCUCCGCCGAGGGUUGCGUCUCCCCGGCCUUCAAGUUCUCGACCCAAGAAGACGAAGAAGGUCAUAGACCAUCCAACACUACCGGCCGGCAUACUCAACGGCGGAGUGCCGCCCAUCAAUGUCUUGAUCGUGGAGGACAAUCCAAUCAACUUGAAGCUGCUAGAAGCUUUCGUGAAGCGUCUGAAAGUCAGAUGGAAGACGGCCGUCAACGGUCGAGACGCGGUCUCUAUGUGGAGAACUGGCGGUUUCCAUCUUGUCUUGAUGGAUAUUCAGCUUCCCAUCAUGAGUGGUUUGGCUGCCACCCGAGAAAUCCGGAGAUUGGAGCGGGUGAACUCGAUCGGUGUUUUCUCCUCGUCCGCAUCCAGUGUGCCGGAGUCUUCCAACGGCGAGCUGGAAGAGAAGGACCGUUUGACAAACAUGGAACUUUUCAAGAGUCCUGUUAUCAUUGUUGCCCUGACUGCCAGUUCUCUUCAGAGCGACAGACACGAGGCUCUGGCGGCCGGUUGCAAUGAUUUCCUCACAAAGCCAGUCAACUUUGUUUGGUUGGAGAGGAAGGUCAUGGAAUGGGGCUGCAUGCAAGCCCUGAUUGACUUCGACGGCUGGAGGAGAUGGAAGGAUUUUUCCCAGCGAAACGAUGAGACAGACGCAGCCAAGAAGUCUGCCGCUCUGAAGACUAAGGCGAAGAAGAAUCGACUCUCGAUGACGGCUUCCGUGCCAGCAUGA